Molecule: messenger RNA, 1796 nt
Organism: Candoia aspera
Lineage: Eukaryota; Metazoa; Chordata; Lepidosauria; Squamata; Candoiidae
Product: mitochondrial-processing peptidase subunit alpha-like
Exons: 3
Coding region: 1075-1434 (119 amino acids)
Cellular component (GO): mitochondrion
Molecular function (GO): metal ion binding
Source: RefSeq, a predicted model, not a curated record
GUGAAAGGGGGCUUUGGUGUGAGUGUGGGUGCGCACGCUGCACCGGAAGAAAGGUGUCUUUUGGCCAACGGGGCGUGACAGAGUGCUUCAGAGGGGUUGGGCACACUAUCAAUGCCUCCUUAACUGAAAUGUGUACUUUCCUGGGAUUGCGCAGCUGCCCUGUGAUCCCAAGAAAAGAUGCACCUUCUUUAAGGAGGUCCCUCAUCUGCUGCGUGUGCACCCGUGUCUGCUGCAAGCCCCCUUUCAGCUUUGGAUCCAAAGUGCUUCACACACAGAGCCGCUUGCAGGCCCUGGCGUUGGGGGCAGAGGAAGAUCUCAUCAUGGGGCUGAGAGGCAACAUGGAGUUCUCAGUAGCAUAGGCCAGGGAUCAGGGAGACCUGGGUUCAAAUCCAGGCUUGUCAGACAUCUCACUGCUUCUUAGCGCGGUUAUCUGGACAGCUGUUCAGGUCUGAUCCAAAACGUUGCUGUAGAUAAGCUUUUGGGUUGCACAAUCCUCAAGAUAAGAGAGCUGGGCAAGGGUAUCCCACCAUCAUCUCCGUGAACGCCAGAUUUUCGUGGGAAUAGAAGCUGGUCCCAAGCCACGUAGCGCAUGCUUGUUAACUCCAGCACUUGAGAUCCAGGCUCAGCAUCAUUUAAAGGCAUACCUUCAACUGUGGAAUCCACGGCAUAAUGCUUUUGCGGUAUUUGGGGGCACUAAUUGAGCCUUUAGGAGAGGGUGUUACUUUUUCAGGUCUGGGUCUCUCUUGUGCUCACAGCUGUAUUCUCAGAAAAGUUGAACAGCAAGAGCUUUCUCGUGUCUUGGUGCACGUGUGGCCAACAGUGAUCCUAAAGCAAGAAAGUACGCUCAACGUACGGUACCUUUUGUCAUUGCCUGGUUUUUGAAAAUCAGCGUAAUUUUCCUGGUCUUCGACAGGCAGCUUACAGGGAAAACACAGUGGGAUUGAACAGGUUCCCUCCGGCAGAGAACGUUGAGAAGAUUGACAGGAGGGUCCUCCAUUCGUACCUGAGGAAUUACUGUACGCCCAGCAGGAUGGUGUUGGCUGGCGUGGGGAUUGAGCAUGAGCAGCUUGUGGAAUGUGCUCACACGUACUUCCUGGGGGCCCACCAGCCUGGGGAAGCGGGAAAGCCGACGAUGUGGACAAGUCAGUGGCCCAGUACACCGGAGGGAUCCUCACGCUUGAGAAGGACAUGUCAGGCGUGAGUUUAGGGCCCACCCCCACCCCAGAGUUGGCCCACAUCACGAUUGGGCUGGAAAGCUGCUCGUUUCUGGAGGAAGACUUCAUCCCCUUUGCCAUCUUACACAUGAUGGGGGGGGGGGUGGCUCUUUCCCUGCCGGGGGCCCUGGCAAAGGCAUGUUCACACGGCUGUAUCUCAAUGUCCUCAACCGGUAAGUCCCCGGGCUUUUCUGAAGGAACAGGAAAGCUUUUUUGCUAAGAGCUGGGAGUGGAGACAAGCCGAGGCAGAGUGCGGUGAUGGGAAUGGCUGUGUCAUGCUGCUGUGCAGGAUCUUCCCUCCAGAGGUUUUUAGGCAGGUGUCCGAAGGGACAAAGGAGUAAAAAUGUGUAGCCGCUUUACACGUUGUGCUAAGCUAUCGUUUGCUUUACUCAUGACUCUUUUGGCUAACCCAGCGGUGGUAGAGCUCCUGGACCGUGCUGAGCCAUAACUUAGUUUUACAAACUGGUUGGCUAGCUUCAGACAACACACUAAACCAGAACCAAGUAAACCACCUUUGGCUUAUCACAGUAUGUGAACCAGGCCUGUUGUUUGAGGACCACCAUAUCUGCCCUUCAAGGUAGA